Messenger RNA from Drosophila rhopaloa, 2427 nucleotides. Its product is annotated as ribosomal protein S6 kinase delta-1. Gene Ontology annotation, molecular function: phosphatidylinositol binding; ATP binding; protein kinase activity. NCBI's taxonomy places the organism in Eukaryota, Metazoa, Arthropoda, Insecta, Diptera, Drosophilidae. Bases 116 to 2161 code for a protein of 681 amino acids. Gene Ontology annotation, biological process: protein phosphorylation. The transcript has 3 exons. The record is from RefSeq and is a predicted model, not a curated record.
CAAAGCUUUGGUCACACUGUUCCCAAUGUUAUUGCAAAAAAAAUUGUGAAAAACGACAUUUAAUAUGAGAAAUAUGUUUACAAAUUAGUCCGCCAGGACCGUAGCAGGUGCAAAAAUGAGUCUCAAUCUGGGUGGCUGGAUCCACAGCUUCACCGUGACGGACACGCAGGAGCAUAAGGGGGGCUACACGAUCUACAAAAUCACCUCGAUUGUCUUCCCGAGGUCAAUACCUCAAGCUCUGACCUGCCUGGUGGUGUGGAAGCGAUUCCACGACGUGAAGAGGCUGCAUCGCGAGCUGAGCCGGCGGCACAAGAGCCUCCAGCUGCCCGGUAAGAUACCCGUGCCCACUGACAGCUCAUACUUCAAGCGAUUCGAUGCGGUGGUCAUCCAGCGGCGCAAGGAGUACAUCCUUCAGCUUCUGGACUUUGCUGCACAACAUCCGGCGCUAUACAAGUGCUCCACCUUCACGCAGUUCUUCCAAGAGACGCCCUCUCCAAAUGGAUCACCGCUAAAGAAGCUGUACGUUGAGCGAUCCCUGCGUCUACAAACGUCGGAGAGUAGCUGCAGUCGAGGAGCAUGUGAAGCGGGAACAGGAGCUGGAGCCAUAUCCGACAUUUGCGAUAAACUGGAUUUGCUCUAUGAUCCGCACGAUGCGGGAGGCAUUACGCCUCUGGAUCCGCGUUGCGAUAAGGAACAAUCAAACAACGAUGAAUCCCAAGCCAAGAAAACUAUAAACAAAAUGGAAACGAAACCGGAACUUAAACCGGAAGAGGCCCCUUCCAAGCGGGACUACCUCCGCCUACUUACGCCCAUGGCCUCCAUAGAAAGCGAUGACAGCGACUACAUCUACGAGGCAGCCCUGGAGUUCAGUCACGCCGUUCAAGCGGAAGUCAAUCUAGAGUACGCCGAAGCCCACGAGCGCUACAAGCAUGGUGUUGACUUACUGCUAAAUGGAGCCAAGCAGGAUGCCAACGAAGAGCGAAAGUUUAUAGCCAAAGCCAAAAUAGCCAAGUAUUUGGCACGGGCCGAAGAGAUACACGCCAACUUUUUGGCCAACAAUUGUCCCACGAAGAAGCUGCAGUUCCAGCUUUCACUGGACAUGACAGACGGCGGAAGUGUGACCCAGUUGGAGUGCCCCUGGAACCAGUUAGCGCGCUACAAGGUGCUACAGGUGCUCCAAGAGCGGGUGAUGCAAGUGCAGUGUGUGACGAAAUCUCAGCAGCCGGCGGCCAUUAUGAAGGGCAUCGAGAAGCCAGCCAGUCACUCGCUCACCCAAAGCAUAUUUCUGCCCCAGCAGGUACCGUACAUGGUCCAGUUGCUGGCCUACUUCCAGUCGGAGCAGAAGAUCUUUCUGCUGCUGAGGCAGGCGGAGGGCGGUAGGCUGUACGAUUAUCUGCAAACAUACACUCCCACAGGCAGCAAGUGUGUCAAUUACGGGGAGCUUUUCCCCUCGGAUCAGGAGCAGGAUAAUAAGGAAGUGGAGGAACAGCCUCUAACCGCGGAUAGCGAAGUCAGCGAUCUGGUGCGGAGUUCCCAACAACUGUUGAAGUCUGUAACGAACACACUGAGCAACCUGCAAGCUGGAGUUGUCACGCCCAAAAAACAAAAGCCAGAUGUAAAGCGCACUCGCAGUAAACAAAUUCCAGAGCAGUGUCUGCGCCAGUGGGCCUGCGAACUGGCCAUUGCGAUACACAGUCUGCAUGGCAAGGGCGUGAUCCUGCGGGAUCUGCAUAUGUCCAACAUAUUGCUGGGCGCCAAGGGUCAACUGCUACUCACAUAUUUUUACCAGAACGAAGGUCUAAGCUCGGAUGACAACUACGUUCACAAGGCUCUUAGUUUGGAGGCGUUGGCCAAUCACUUUGUUGCUCCAGAGAGACCUCUGAGCUUCCGUUCGGACUGGUGGAGCUAUGGCGUGGUGCUCUAUCAGCUCCUCCUGGGAGUGCCUUACAAAGCCACACAUCCAGGGCAGCUGGAACUUUAUGGUUGUGUUCAGUAUCCCAGUGAGUCCCUGGAUUUCUCCGAUCAUGCUAAGGACUUGCUGGAGCAGCUGCUGCAGCUAACGCCGGAGUUUCGUUUGGACUACGACCAAUUGCAAACACAUCCCUUUUUCAAGGGAAUAGAUUGGCAAGCAGUUUUGGAACAGGGAACUGUGACCACGUGAAAUUGACGUAUUUUUGCUUUGACCUGAAGUUAUUUUUGCUAAUGAAUCUUAUAGGCUAUAAACUUUAUUGUAUGUAUUUUUUUAUUUCUUGUACCUGAUCAAACUAACAGGAUAAUUAAGUUAGGUUUUUUUUUGUCAUUAUUGAGUCUCGACUUUGGAUUGAUUUUCUUUCUUUAAACGAAUAUUUAAUCCCUCACAAGCGACUAUUUACUAUCCUUGCUUCGAAUAUGACAACAAAUUAAAGGAUUGCCAAAAAGUUUCCCCUU